UGGUCAGAUUUCGACCAAUGAGAAACUUCAUUGACAUAGCUUGAAAAAUGGUGGAAGAGAGACUGAGCGAAGACGAAGCUGCUUUGUACGACAGACAAAUCCGUCUGUGGGGUCUGGAAGCACAGAAAAGGUUGCGAGCAGCAAAAGUCCUUCUGGUUGGAUUGUCAGGUCUUGGAGCUGAGGUUGCUAAGAAUAUUGUCCUUUCUGGAAUUAACUCCCUCACACUGUUGGAUCAUAAAAAGGUGACUGAAGAAGACCGCUGCAACCAAUUCUUGGUAUCUAGAGAUGAUGUUGGACGUAAUCGUGCUGAAGCAUCGCAGGAAGCCACUCAGAAGCUGAAUCCUCUUGUUAAGAUCACAGUUGAUACAUCAAAUGUUGAUGACAAACCUGACACCUUCUUCCAGCAGUUCAAUGUGAUCUGCAUCACCUCAUCUUGCCGUAAUGCUCUCUGUCGGAUCAACAAACUCUGCCAUGAGCAUAACAUCAAGUUCUUCGCUACUGAUGCCUUUGGAUAUUUUGGUUUCAUGUUCUCUGAUCUUGGCAGCCAUGAGUUUGCUGAAGAAAUUCCCAAACCGAAACCCAAGGAAACAGAAGAAAGUGAGAAUGGUGAACCCAAAGAGAAGAGGGCUAAGAUCGCCAUGGAAACUGUUGUUGUCAAAAAUUCGAGUGAGUUUGUCCGAUUUGAGUCUGCACUAAAAUUUGACUGGAGCACUGAAGAGAACCAGAAGCGUCUGAAGAGGACUGCCAAGGUUUAUUUUAUCAUGCAAGUGAUGCUGAAAUUCCUGGAGAGACAUGGUCGACAUCCAUCAGUUAAAUCGAAAACUUCAGAUAUGGAGGAGUUAAUGAAGCUACGGACUGAAGUAUUGGAGAGUUUGUCAGUAAAGCAAGAAGUUCUCACAGACUAUUUUGUCAGCCAUUGUUUUGCUGAACUCUGUCCUGUUUCUGCCAUUGUGGGGGGAGUCCUCAGUCAAGAAAUCAUUAAGGCUGUCUCACAGAAAGACAAACCUCAUAACAACUUUUUCUUCUUUGAUGGAAUCAACGGAACUGGGCUGGUGGAACAAAUUGGUUAAAGAAAACCACAGACGCCCUUCCUUCCCUAACCAUUCCUUCUGACACAAAUCCAUUUUCUUUGCUGUCAUUUCAUCAGAAAUAAACGUUUUCAUCUCAUUUAUUCAUCAUGGAA
This is a messenger RNA of Octopus bimaculoides (California two-spot octopus), 1183 nucleotides long. RefSeq names its product SUMO-activating enzyme subunit 1. Gene Ontology annotation, molecular function: SUMO activating enzyme activity. The record is from RefSeq and is a predicted model, not a curated record. Lineage: Eukaryota; Metazoa; Mollusca; Cephalopoda; Octopoda; Octopodidae. Gene Ontology annotation, cellular component: cytoplasm; SUMO activating enzyme complex. Gene Ontology annotation, biological process: protein sumoylation.